Messenger RNA from Rhea pennata, 1459 nucleotides. RefSeq names its product NUS1 dehydrodolichyl diphosphate synthase subunit (gene NUS1). The record is from RefSeq and is a predicted model, not a curated record. The coding region runs from base 248 to 994 and encodes 248 amino acids. Gene Ontology annotation, cellular component: dehydrodolichyl diphosphate synthase complex; endoplasmic reticulum membrane. The transcript is spliced from 4 exons. Lineage: Eukaryota; Metazoa; Chordata; Aves; Rheiformes; Rheidae. Gene Ontology annotation, molecular function: ditrans,polycis-polyprenyl diphosphate synthase [(2E,6E)-farnesyl diphosphate specific] activity.
GUGUGGCGGGUUGAGAGGUGAAAGAGCAGGCGGCGCGGGGGAAGAUGGCUGCGCUAGCGGCGCCUGCGGAGCGGACUCAGUGAGGGGCUGUGGGGCGGCGGCGGCGAUGGCGGCAGCGGCGAGGCGUGCGACGCGCUGUGGCUGAGCCCCCUCCUCGCCGUCGGGCUGCCCCCGAGCGCUGCGCUGCGCUGCGCUCCGUCCGUUGGCGGCGGCGGCGCCGCCCGGCGCUGCCCCCCACCUCCCCCCCAUGAGCGGGGUGCUGGGCCUGGUGUGGCGCCUGCUGCACGCCCUGCUCUGCCUCCAGCGCGCACUGCUCGCCUGGCUCCGCGGCCGGCCGGCCGGCGGUCCCCGCGCGUGGCUCUGGCGCCGUGCCGCCUCGGCCGCCGCCUCCUGCGCCCUCCUGGCGCCCGCGGCCGGGACUUUCGCCUUCCGCAAGGCCGGCGCGGCGCAGCGGCGGCGGCCCGGGGGCGCGGCGCAGGCCCGCCAGCGGUGGCGCUUGGACGGCGGCGCCCUGCAGAAGCUCCCGGUGCACAUGGGGCUGGUGGUGACCGAGGAGGAGCCGAGCUACACGGACAUGGCCAGCCUGGUGGUGUGGUGCAUGGCGGUGGGAAUCUCCUAUGUCAGUGUCUACGACCAUAACGGUAUUUUCAAGAGGAAUAACUCAAGAUUAAUGGAUGAAAUCUUAAAACAGCAACAAGAACUCUUGGGACUAGAUUGCUCCAAAUACACAGAAUUUGCAAAUCAAGACAAAGCUGAUCAAGUUUUAAAUUGCCAAUCUACAUUGAAGGUGCUGUCUCCAGAAGAUGGAAAAGCAGACAUAGUAAAAGCUGCUCAGAGCUUUUGUCAGUUGGUAGCGCAGCAGCGAAGAACAUACGCAGACCUGGAUGUGAAUGUGUUAGACAACUUAUUAAGUAAUAGGAACCAGAAGGAAGUAGUAGAAUUAACUGGGAUCUCUGAAGGUCCUUUCCUGUUUGAAAAGCCAUUACAAUGUUGAAGAUCCUGCUGCUGAACUGGCCAGCUGAUGAGUACUCAGCUUCUGAAUCAGCUGAUGAGUAAAGCUGUCCACUUCCACAAGAACCCCCACUUUAAGUAUUCUCAUUGCUUCCCUGCAAAACUUUUUCAUACUAACACGCUAGCUUUCCAACAAAUAAGCAACUUCCGCUUUAUAACAUGUUUGUUCACUUUGAGAUAAGCUCUGAACUCUGGCAUGUAAGGUAUUUUUUUUGUCUGAAUAUUUAAUCCUAGUCACUAGAAAUGCUUAUUUCUAGGAAUAAUAUAAAAUUUACUUACCUCUGGAAAAGAACUGCUAUUAUCCUUUUUGGUAGGGAAGGUGUGAACUUCUGAAGUCUUUAGUUAAAAGAUCUAGGGGGAGGGAAACUGGAUGAGACUCUGUUUUGUUCUUCCCUAAGUUAAUUUCCCUUAUGGCUAAAUUUAAGCUUGUGUAAGGCUCUUAUUUCUU